AUGUAUAACGAUGGUAUUGCUUCAAAUGAAUCUGACAAACACAAUAUACAAGAUUCAGAAAUAAAACAAGACAAUUCAAAUAUAAAACAAAAUUUUGAAGCGAUAAAAUCAGAACAAGAAACAACUUCAGGUUCUGAAUUCAAUGAAGACAGCAACAAAGAAACUGAUCCGUUUUCAAAUUUCCACGUAAUCGAUUCGGAGAAAGAUUUGGAUGUUCCUACUGGAAUUGAAGGACCAGUGCCCUCAAUAGUACUACCGCCAGAUAACUUUUUUGCAAAUUCUGGCCCAUAUCAGCAGGUUGAACAAAGACGUAAGCUAUACUCAACGCCAACGUAUUUUAUUCACCCGUAUUAUAAUCAUCAAUAUUAUAGAAAUAUAAGGACGAUAUAA
This is a messenger RNA of Pieris macdunnoughi, 390 nucleotides long. The record is from the annotation of a GenBank genome assembly. Lineage: Eukaryota; Metazoa; Arthropoda; Insecta; Lepidoptera; Pieridae.